This is a messenger RNA of Ectocarpus sp. CCAP 1310/34, 4237 nucleotides long. Lineage: Eukaryota; Phaeophyceae; Ectocarpales; Ectocarpaceae. The record is from the annotation of a GenBank genome assembly.
CCAACCGCAUUCAGACCUGGGCCAACGAGAGAGAGCGAAGCCCAUCUUCUGACGGCAUUCGGGAGAGCGCUGUGCCUGCGCGUUGGAGAUCCCCUUUCUCUGCCCCCGGCUCCGGCCACCUGAGUACAGAAUAUCUGAGUGUGGUGCAGCGCACAUCGUCGUCAGCAGCAGGCUGUUUUUUUUGCGUCUUUGGAGCUGAGAGAAAAGGGCAAGCAGGCUGAAGUCAGGCGGGUUGCUUUGGCACAAAAGCAGCACAAGCGGCGACUGUCGAUAAUGAUGGCUUCGUUGAGAGGUGGGACGACGGCGCGGGGCAAGCGAAGCGGGGACGGGAGAGAGAGGCGGUUAAGGCACGAGAGGGCGGCGAGCAUGCCAUUGGGCCGACCAAAGGGGGAAGGGAUGCAGGCUAGCGCGUGGCGGACGAUGAGUUUCGAAAAGCUGCAAAACACGAGCAAAUGCGUGAACAACUGCUCGAGCUCCACCUCCCCGGAGACAGACCCUGGAGCCUCGAGUGUGUUCCCGAGCUUCGUAGAGGAAGACAAUGUAGGAGAGGAGGAGGAGCUGAGCGCCAGCGCCGGCAGCAGCAAGGACAUGGUCGAGGGAAGAGGAGGGGAUCAGACAAGGGCGAGAGGGGCGGAAGGGGGGGGGUUGUCGAAGCUGUCGAGGAGGCCGGCGGCGGAGAAGAAGUCGGCCGCGAAGUCCAAGUCGCAGGCGCAGCUCGUGAAGAUGGACUUUCGAAACCCGAUGUUCCGAGCUGCAAACGGCAACGCGGAGAAGGCGAUCGCAAGCCUGUAUCCCGCGCAAGACUCCGAGGAGUCAACUCGGUCGGCAAUGAACGGCAGCAAUCCGAUGUUCAAGCGAAGCGUGUCCGACGCGGGAAGACCCAGACCAAGGGAGAAUCCAGAAUUGAGCAGGGGAGGGGGUGGCAGCGACUUGGGGAAGAGCGUGGCGGCUGACUCGAAGGGCAAGGGGGGGGAAGACAAUGGCAGCAGGGACGAAAAGCAGCAGCCAAGGAAGGAGAAAGGAAAGUCCAAGGACAAGACCAAGAAGCCGUUGUACGAGCACGUCGGCCGGAUGAACGUGCGGCCCUUCCUCAGCGACCCCAGCGACGCGAACGACUACGUAUCCGGACAUCGUGGGUUCCGCUUGGACACUUUCGCUCGCAAUGAGGGGGAGACGGGAGGCACGGCCCACUUCAAGUUCGUGUUCACCCUCGAUGGAGCAGCUGUGCCGGACGAAGGGGAGGACGCGAAGAAGGCUCGGCCGAUGCUUGACGCGAUACACGAGCGGGCGACGGGGAAGCUGAGGGUUAGGGUCAACGACGGACGAGAGAUUAGCACCACGGAGAGCGCCGCCGUAGACAUCGCCAUCACCAAUAUCGGAGUGGUGUUCUUCAACCCAAGGACCAUGAGUAAAGGGCAUCACUUGUAUACGCUCAGCCUGACAGGUAGGACUCUUUUCAGCGUGCUGGCAUGAUACCAAGGGAAGCCAGCGACCUAGGUCUGUGUCUUGCUGUUGAAGUUGAAGACAUGCCGUGGGCAUGAAGCGGCGUUUUCGAAUGGGCGAGCGGUUGGGUCGGGAAGGUGCACCGCAAUUCGAUUCGUCGUGCGAAAACCGCUUCGCUGGUGUUGUUGCCGAGGGAGGGGAGCACGUCGUUUGUCAGUGUGGCGCUGCGAUCGCCGUUUAGAGCUUAGGAGUGUACUGGGGUUUAUGGAACUACGCCAACCGGCCUCUGCUCCAAGUUGACCCCGCAGUCACCAAGCGACAACAGCAGUUGACUACGCCAUUCGGUGAUUGGACGGACGACGAUGCUGAGCGUGGUUCAACACUCGGAGUUCAGUAUCAGGGGGAAGGACGGCGUUGUUCCAAGAGGAUGGUGCUGACGAAGCUGGUUUCUUGGCGUGUUGCGGACCGGUACACGGGACGGGUUGUCGUUCCGAAGUUGCAAAGCCGGUUCGUUCCAAGAAAUAAUGUGUUCAAAAAGACGGGGUUGGUGGUCGUUGUUUGCGUUUUGUUCUUUUGAGGGCGUCGGCUUUGGAACAGGAGGAAACAAGAAAACAAACAUUUGAUGUCGUCGCUGUUGUAGACAUCGCUGAGGGGCUCGCUCUCACAUCCUCCGCUGUUUGGAAAAAAAAAAAGGUUUUGUUUAGCCUGCGGUAUUUUGGGGGAGAGGCGUCGUCCUCGUGUAUGACUGACUGCGCCACACACCUUCAAUGUCCCGAAGCCAAGCUAGGUUUGGCCAAGUUGCCUGUCGUUUCACUCUUCGAUGGUUGCAUCCCUCCCGUUACCACGGUACAGUAAGCCAAGAUCCAUCAGGACUUGCGCGUGUCUUGUGUGUGGGUAGGCACACGUCUCUUGACCUUCUCGGCUCACAGAAGCUGGAACGCCGUGCCUGCUGUUGCAUUGCAAUAGUGUGUGCCCUCGGUCGCUCCUAACCCUAACCCAACGAUCGGCGUUGAAGCUAUGUUGAUGGCGUCGGGUGGCAUAAGGUCUCUCGGGUGGUGGCCAUAUCGCGUACCAGUAUGAGUUGCCUCGUAGUAGAGUUAUCAUCCAGGUUGUGGUGUGGUCUCUUCUAGCCGCCGCCGCCGCCGCCGCCGCCGCCGCCGCCCCGUGGUGACUGGCGAUGACUGUUGUGUGUGCGGUAAGGCAGUGUCGCUAGUUUUGUGUCUCGACGAAGCCGGUUCUUUGUUGUGGUUAAUCUGGUCUAGACUAACUGUAAGGUUUGGGGCCUUUGCGACAACAACCGCUGCGAUUUUGUUCAUCCGUUAAACUCGGAGCAAGGACAAACGUUUGUUUUGGAAGCGUCGCGGGGUGUUGGUGGCCCGUUCGGUUUCUUGAUGUCCCACUCGCCGGUGGCGGCCGGUUGUCGAAGAAAGCAAAGGAAUAGGAAGAAAUGCUUGUGCUGUGCUGCUGUUCAGAAAAGCUUUUGGUACGGAAUGUCAGGAGAUGAUUGGAGUUCCUUGUGGGUGCUACGGAGCAGAAGAGGUAUUUUGACUUAGGUAUUGUACCCCCAUCAGCAGUGUGCCGCUUCAAACCUACCAUGGUAGUGUUACAGUGGCGAGUGAGGAUUCGUUCUAUUUAGGUCAACCGAAGUUGGUGUAGUCGCUACGGGUGCGUAGCACUCGGUGGCCGGGCGGCUGGCCAAUGGACCGAAGGGUGAAUGAUGGUAGCACGCAAGAAGUCUGUCCCAACUUGCGUCAGGUUGUGGAGAUGGUUAUUUCCCCUUUUAUGACGGAUAUAGUCUUGAAAUCGUCGUCCGUUGAGGAUGAUUGGCUCGGGGCGAGUGUUUUUUGCGGAGGGAGGUGGUUCUGGUUGAUCUGAUUAACUGGUCCUCGCUUCCAUGUUCCCCUGGUAGGAGAUGGAGCUGGUGCACCUUUGGUGUGUGUUCAUGUGUGUGUUAUGAAUGAGUAUUGCUGUAAAUGUUCGCUUGCCUCCGUAAUACUUGGUAGUAUACUAGUUGCGAGUCGACUUGAUACUUGGUAGUAUACUAGUUGUGAGUCGAUCGAUCAGUCUGAGGGUGUUGAUAAAUGUGUCUUGUCUGUCUUCUCAGCUUCUUGAGAAUUUAUCUUCAUUUUGUCUCAUUUCUCAUUUGCAGGAAAAGUUUGCUUUGUUUUUGUUGUUUUCGAUUCGAUGCCGUCAUUGCGCACGGCUCCAAAUAUUCCAUCACUUGUUUUUGGUCUACGUGUACACAAGAGGCUUUGUUGGGUAGGAGAGGGCGUGUUCGUGUUGUGCCGCUGCUGCUAGUCUAGUCUAGUCUAUUUGGGCGAGGGGAGGGGGGGGGUACGUUGGCCGUUGUGGGUGCCGUUGUUCCUUCUUGGUCUGGACAAUUGCAGACGGUCGCCCUUGUUAAAUUGAUAGGCAUGCAUUUUCGUUGAUGUGCCUUGCGCUCUCGCGACGGUUUGGUUGGGAUUUGUUUAGUUAGAAGAUGGCAGGCGGAGAGAGAUCAGAUUUAUUUUGUAGCCAUCGAUGUCGGAAGAACUGCCAAUCCCCGUCGAGGGCGGUGUCCAACCACCCGCAGCUUGGUUCGACCACUGUAGAGUGACACGAUGGGAUGACAAGAUUUGCCAAGAUUGGUGUAAGUCUAGCUAGACGUUUACCUUUUAUUCCGUUGGUUAGUGAUGGAAUUGUUUUGUUUUUUUAUCGAGAGCCGUGUAUUUUUAUAUUUUCUGAUACAUACGCUGGAUGGAAGCACGAGCUGAAAAUAUUUCUCAUUUGUGGCCCCGUUCUCUCACUGUCUCAC